Astyanax mexicanus (Mexican tetra) is the source of this 6666-nucleotide messenger RNA. RefSeq names its product family with sequence similarity 83 member Ha (gene sack1ha). The record is from RefSeq and is a predicted model, not a curated record. NCBI's taxonomy places the organism in Eukaryota, Metazoa, Chordata, Actinopteri, Characiformes, Acestrorhamphidae. The coding region runs from base 265 to 6042 and encodes 1925 amino acids. Gene Ontology annotation, cellular component: keratin filament. The transcript is spliced from 6 exons. Gene Ontology annotation, molecular function: keratin filament binding. Gene Ontology annotation, biological process: protein localization to cytoskeleton; intermediate filament cytoskeleton organization; positive regulation of cell migration.
UUUGGUGGGUGGUGUUUGGUAGUUGGGUGGUGUGUAUCUGUCUGAACAGAGUCUGGAGCCCGGCCGGGAGUUUCCGCGGUUCCUCGGACCGACCCGCUGCUCUGCUGACGAGAACAGAGUGGUUCUGGCCGGGCGAGCGGACCGUGUUCCUACGGGUCCGCCCCGCCCCGGAAUGUAGCAAAGCCUCCCCGGGCGGAGGGACUGAGCAGCCCGCAGCGAGGCUAACCCUGACCCGGCGCGGGGAGUCGGUGAGUCCGGCUGGAGAUGGCCCAUCGUUCUCAGUGUUCCUCAGCGGGGGACAACCCUCUGGACCCCAACUACCUGCCCCCACACUACCGCGAGGAGUACCGCCUCGCCAUCGACGCUCUAGUCGAGGCUGAUUUAGAGGGAUACUAUGGGUUCCUGCAAGAUGCCAACGUGGUGGAUUUCUUAUCUCGGCCAGAGAUUGAGUACAUUAAAUGCACGGUGCAGGUGCCGUCUCAGCACACACAGCCGGACAGGAGGUAUAUGGUCGGGGGGGACGGAGACGGUUCCUCGGACACUUACUGGCCGAUACACUCGGACCUGGAUGCUCCAGGCCUUGAUCUGGGAUGGCCACAGCAGCACAGGUUCGUGGGACCCACUGAGAUCACCACGCUGGUUAACCCCCCCGACCCGGAGAUGCCCAGCAUUAAGGAGCAGGUCCGCAGGAUGAUCAAGAACGCCCAGCAGGUGGUUGCCGUGGCGAUGGACAUGUUUACAGAUGUUGAUAUAUUCGCCGAUAUCCUGAACGCAGCAAUGCGCAACGUAGCUGUUUACGUUCUGCUGGAUGAACUCAACGCUCACCACUUUGUUGCCAUGGUGAACAACUGCAGGGUUAAUCUGGAUGAAAUUAAAUCCCUGCGAGUCAGGACCGUCUCCGGCAGCACCUACUAUUGCCACACAGGGAAGUCCUUCAAAGGUCAGAUGAUGAACCGCUUCUUACUGGUGGACUGUAAAAUUGUUCUGAGUGGGCACUACAGCUUUAUGUGGUCUUUUGAGAAGAUUCAUCGCUGCAUAGCUCAUGUAUUUGUCGGACAGUUUGUGGCUACCUUUGAUGAAGAGUUUCGAAUUCUCUUUGCCCAGUCAGAGCCACUGGUUAUGGAAAACACUGUUCCCUAUGUUGAAGAUUAUGGCAACUUCCCUCAAAGACACACUAUAGAAAACCCCAAAAUGUUCAUGAAAGAACAUCUACCCAUUGAAAACAUACGUGCAGAAUGGCCUGGGCGUUCGUUUGAAGACCCUAUGAAGGUGCAACACAAUUUAUUUUCCCUAAGAAGAGGUGAAUCGGUCCACAGCUCAACAGAUGAGCAUCUUCCUCUUGUAGCGCAUGCCCCCCAACAAUUUAGAGGAGAGCAUCCCUUUUUGGACCAGAGAAGACUUAUGCAAGGGCCGAAUAAUGACAUGGGUAGAUUUAGAAGGCAAGCGCACCCAGGGUUUCCAAAUUAUCCUCAGAUGAAUACAGGAAACAGAGGGGAGCAGAAUAUGGAGGAUUUUGAGAUGCAGGGUGCCCACUUUCCAAGAGAGCAGUACUUCAGUCAGAGGGCAGGUCCAGAACAAGGCUAUGAAAUUUAUCGGAAACCCAGAGACUUCAGCUACCCUCAAUUAGAUCAGUACCCAGGACCUGAGUUUCCUCAUGAGAUGGAUGAUGUAGAACCACCAGGUGGUUAUGACCAUGUCCAAAAAUUCCUGCAUUCCUAUCCUCCUGUGGAGAAAGUACCUGCUGAGAAUUUGUUAGUACCCGUUCAGUCACCUCCCAGAAGGCAUAGCAUGGGCCAAAGCUUCCCCUGUCAGACCUCGCCAACACAGCCAAACCUACCUGAACAGAAAUUUUUUUUUAAUGUACACCACAAACGACAGGACCAAAAAGAAGGGUUACGAGAUUGGAGAAUCAGCUCAUAUCUCACUGCCCUUCAGGACUCAGGACCGGAGGACAUGGAGGAUCUUCAAAGAAGUGAUUCUUUUGAUAGUGCAUCCUAUGACAUGCACAAGUCCCUGGGAAGACCCUGUGAGUCUGAAAUUCCAGGGCCAAGGCAAGAACACAGCGACUUUAACAAGGCACCAGCUCGCAAGUUAAAUGUUCAGCACUUGGAUAACUUAUCUCUGCCAGAGAAAUCACUGGACCUUCAGGCAAACUUUAGAUCAUUUUUAGCUUCGAAUGCUAAACAAACACCAACAACAACUUCUGAGUCCUCAGGAAACACUGAGGGUGACAAACCAGAAGAACCUAAAGAGGGCAAUUUGACUCGUGAAGAAAGUUUUCGCAGGAGGCCCAAUUUAGCUAUCCAGCGGAGCUCAAGAUUGAGGCACUCACUGAUUUUUAGCUCUAAUUUGGAACUGCCCACUACAGAAGAUGCAAAAAGUUCAUUGAGCCAGAGCAGUGAGGAUGACCCAUUGAAGACAUCAGCUGUGAUUUCCAACAUUUUGGAGAAAAAGAAAACUGGCACAAAAGAACCCUUUCAGUGGAGCACUCUUAUAAAGCCACCUUGCGACCCAACUUUGGAUUCUGCAACAAAAACUGAAUCUGAAUACAUACCUGGUAAAACAAAGGAGGAAUCUGCAGUAGAAAAAGGAGAGACUAAUGAAAUGGCUCAAAAAUAUUCUCAAAUGGAAAAAGGUCUUUCUCUUGAUCUGCAAGUUACAGAAAAUACACAAAUUCAACCCAAACCAAUUUUGCAGCAGUCAAACACAUUCAUGGAUAUGAAUGAUCCUGACUGUAGACUCAGAUUUUUUAAAGAGUUAGCCGCCAAACGAAAAGCUGAACUUGCACAAGCAAACGUGUCUACUAAAGACAAAGUCUCCAAAGAGCCUGAAAAGUCAAAAAAAGAAGAGAAAAAGCCUACUUUAGACAACCCAACAAUCCCACCUGCCGCAGAGGCACCUUUGCAAAAAUGUCCUGUAGGCACUUCUCAGGAGUCAAACACUAAGGCACCUGUUUCACAGGUAUUAACUAAUAAAAACCUAAAGCACAAAUCCCAUGAUUCCAAGAUGACUGAGGAACAAAGUUCUCCUAAAAGUGAAAGUUCUUGUAGAGCAAUUUCUACAAGUGCUACAGAUGCUGAAAAAAUCAAGCUGAAGCAGCAGCUCUCUGUAGAGCAUGACCCCUCACCAAAUACAGAUGACGACAACAGCGCUUCUGUUGUAAAACCAGAAUUACAGUUAGGCCUACAAACAAGACCUAAACUUCUAAGCCAGCUAAGGCCCAUUCCAAAUAUCUCCUCGUCUGAAUUUUCACGCACUAAAUUCAGUUUUCCAUCUGUGCUCAGACCAAAACAUUCAAAACUGAGUCCAACAGACCCAACUGCCUUACAGACUGUUCCAGGUGCAAGCAUGUCUGGACCUUCCCAACAUCCCACUGCAUCAGAGACAGGAGUAAUCCAACAUUCCACUUCAGAAGAGGCAGGAAAAGCUAAAAGGACAGACACAACCCAACAGAACCCUGCAGCUGUGACCAGCCCUUCUCAGCAGACCCCUGCAGUAAAGAUAGACCCUUCCCAACAUUCCUCUGCUGCAGAAACAGUUACUUCCCAGCAGAUCCCUGCACCAGACACUGGCCCUUCCAAACAGAUCCCUGCACCAGAGACUGGCCCUUCCAAACAGAUCCCUGCACCAGAGACUGGCCCUUCCAAACAGAUCCCUGCACCAGAGACUGGCCCUUCCAAACAGAUCCCUGCACCAGAGACUGGCCCUUCCAAACAGAUCCCUGCAUCAGACACUGGCCCUUCCAAACAGAUCCCUGCACCAGAGACUGGCCCUUCCAAACAGAUCCCUGCAUCAGACACUGGCCCUUCCAAACAGAUCCCUGCACCAGAGACUGGCCCUUCCAAACAGAUCCCUGCACCAGAGACUGGCCCUUCCAAACAGAUCCCUGCAUCAAAGACUAGCAAUUCCGAAAAGAUUCCAUCAGUAAGUACAAAUCCUUCCAAACAGAUCCCUGCAUCAGACACUGGCCCUUCCAAACAGAUCCCUGCACCAGAGACUGGCCCUUCCAAACAGAUCCCUGCAUCAAAGACUAGCCCUUCCGAAAAGAUUCCAGCAGUAAGUACAAAUCCUUCCAAACAGAUACCUGCAGCAGAGUCGGAUCCUUCCAGACAGAUCCCUGCAAAAGAGACUGAUGCUUCCCAAAAAAUCCCUGCAGCAGAGACUGGCCCUUCCACGCAGAUCCCUGUAGCAGAGACUGAUCCUUCCAAACAGAUCCCUGUAGCAAAGACUGAUCUUUCGAAACAGAUCCCUGCAGCAGAGACUGAUGCUUCCCAACAGAUCCCUGCAGCAGAGUCGAAUGCUUCCCGCCAGAUUCCUGCAGAAGAGAUAGAUGCUUCCCAAAAGAUCCCUGCAGCAGAGUUGGACGCUUCCCAACAGAUCCCUGCAGCAGAGACUGAUGCUUCCCAACAGAUCCCUGCAGCAGAGACUGAUGCUUCCCAACAGAUCCCUGCAGCAGAGAUGGACGCUUCCCAACAGAUCCCUGCAGCAGAGAUGGACGCUUCCCAACAGAUCCCUGCAGCAGAGAUGGACGCUUCCCAACAGAUCCCUGCAGCAGAGAUGGACGCUUCCCAACAGAUCCCUGCAGCAGAGACUGAUGCUUCCCAACAGAUCCCUGCAGCAGAGGUGGAUGCUUCCCAACAGAUCCCUGCAGCAGAAUCAAGCCCUUCCCAACAGAUGUCUUCAACAGAGAUAGGCUCUUUUCAACAGAUUUCUGAAGCAGAGACCGGUCCUUCCCAGCAGACUCCUGUAGCAGAGACAGCACCUUUCCCACAAACCCCUGCAGCAGGAACAGGUCAGUUGACCAUCAAUAUUAAAAAAGAACUGGACCCCACAAAUACAUCCCCAACUAUUGCAUCCCCUGAAGAUCUCUCAGCCAAACAACAUCCUGUGAACACUGCCUCAGCCACAGCUUGUCCACCACAAACAAGUUCAGAUGUAAGCCUUGUACCAACAGAAGAAUCAGAUCCAGCCACAAACACCUUGGAGGCAGACAAAAGAUCUGAGCAUACGGCAUGUGACUUGACUCUUUCACCCCUCAACACACCCUCAUCUGAGGUAAACCUGCCUGACAGCAGCAUGCCAUUAGAAGGAGACCUGUGUGGAAAUGCCACAGCAAUUACUGUUGCCAGUUCUGUGCAAACAGACGCAACCGCAUUGACUUCAGGCAGUCCAGCAGAAACUGUCUCAAAGAGUGAAAUGGAAUCAUGUCAUCGUCAACCAGAAACCAGCUCAACCACAGACACUGCUAAAACAAAUGUCAGCCUGACAAACACUAGCUCGUUGAUGAAAGAUGCCGAACCUGAUGUUUCUACAAACUCUACCUCGUCAGAAUGCAGUUCAACUGCUAAUCUUACUCAAACCGUUUCCGUUUCUCAGCCAGGUGAUUCCUCCACAGACUCUGGCAAAUUGAGUAGUUCAUCUUCAGAGACCGCUAGUGUACACUCUAGUUCAGUAGACGACCACAAAUCCACGAACCUGCAAGCAACAGAGAUCCAAACACCUCAUGAUGUCAGUUCUCCACCUAACCCUGAAGAGGAAAGUAAGAACGUAGAUCAGGAUGAAGAGCCAAUAAAACAUGAAACCCAGCAGCAAGAAACUUCAGUUUCCUCGAUAAGCCACGAACCUGAGGAAGCUCCUCUAGAAGCUCAAACAGUUGGAGCAGAUGGCGGAUCGACCAAUGCUGAGCACUCUCACGGAUCUCAGGAGAGUCAGGCUCCUUCUUCAGAGAAGCCGACCCAUCAGGCCUCCACUAUAAACGUUCUGUCCUACAGCAACCUGAGGGAUGACACUAAAGUUCUCCUGGAGCAGAUAUCCGCCAAGAACCAGGGACGAACCUCAAAGACGAGCCUUGCUUCCGGUGAUACUACAGAAGAUGGGGCUGAUGGGAACACAAAGAAAGAUAAACAGACUUCUGGAUAUCUACUAAGUAGGUCCAAGACUUGGUCUGCCAGGGCUUCACCAGAGGAGCGGGAGAGCCUCCUUAAAAAGAUGGAGAGCAUGCGGAAAGAAAAAAGAGUUUACAGCCGCUUUGAGGCAUCGUAAUGUGUUUGAUCGGCUGGAGAUCUGAUUGCUUCACAGAUUUCAGCGUUUAUAAAGAUGUAAUGUUUCUGAAAUAUGCAGAAAAUCUGCAUAACUAACAGCCGCUGCUGCUUCUGCUGAAAAAAGAAGCUCCAGAAAACCUGUUUACUGAACCUGUAACUGAGGAGAUAAAGACUGGAGUUAAAGGCUGGAGGAUUCGGUCUCUGGUUAGCGAGUGCUGUCUGUGUAUCACUGUGAAGAAUCAUGUUUGAUUACUGUAUAAAUGCAGAUAUAAAACCUGUAGCAUAAUAAAUAAUAAAAAAUACAGUAUACACUGCUAUGAUAAAGCACGGGGUAAGUGCUGUAACACAUUAAUAUUUCUGAGAUAUAAACCAGGCCACCAAAUUCAUUUUGGUUAAAAAUGACACGAGGGAAAAAUACACAGAAUAUUAUUUUUUUAUUCUCCUUUGCUUAUGUGAUAUGCGGAACUAAAAUAUUGUGUAUUUACAUUACAUACAUUUAUAUUUUAAAAGAAUUUAAGAAUGUUAUUUCUUAUUCAGUCAUAUACUGUACAUUGAUGUAUUGUAUAUACACUUUAUACAUAUGUGUAUAUGCACUUUAUUAUGUGAAAUAAAGAUAUAUGGCAUA